GCAUAGCCAUGCAAUAUGCACACAAAACCAUAUCUUUGUUCUAGCUAAGCUAACACAACUCCUCCACAUACCCAAUUACUUAUUGAUCAUUGUUCUUUUAUAGUUUGAUCAAGAUGAAGGUUGCGGUGAUUGAGAGGGAUUGCAUCAAGCCUUCUUCUCCAACCCCAAACGACCUUCGCAAACAUGAGCUUUCAUUUCUCGAUCAAGUCGCCCCUCCCAUUUUCAUGCCCAUGCUCCUAUUCUACCCUGCUACUAAUUAUGGUCACUGUAAUGACGAAAACGCUUUGUCUGCUAGCCGGGUUAAGCAGUCCCUAUCCGAGACUUUGACGCAGUUCUAUCCGCUAGCCGGACGGAUCAUCGACAACGCCUUUGUCGACUGUAACGAUGAAGGUACUCCUUUCGUCGAAGCACGAGUCAACUGCCUACUUUCAGAUGUUGUAUCCCAACCGGACCCAAACCAACUCAACAAGCUACUCCCAUGUGAGUUGGAAUGUGUUGUCGACUUUGUUCUUGCAGUCCAAGCCAACAUCUUUGACUGUGGAGGCAUGGCUAUCGGAGUGUGCAUUUCGCACAAAAUCGCCGACGCCUUGUCACUAGUCAUGUUUCUCAACUCUUGGGCUUCCAUUUCCCGAGGGGAUAAUUGUGAUUACACAGCUCCCACUUUUGACUUGGCUACGUUCUUCCCGCCGAGAUCCAUAUCCGGGUUCAAACCAGGGACUGGAAUCGCAAGAGACAAAAUCGUUACUAAACGAUUCGUCUUCAGCGCCUCAACCGUCGCUUCUCUCCGAACAAAAUACACGACAUCUGCAACUGACAGACGCCCUACUCGUAUCGAGGCCCUGUCAGCUUUUGUAUGGAGCCGUUUCUUGGCUUCCACGCAAGGAAAGCCCAACUCGGACACAGUUUACAAAGUUCUCCACGCAGUCAACCUACGAACCAGAAUGGACCCGGCGCUUCCGGAGAGUCAUUUCGGAAACGUGAGCCGGUUCGCGACUGCGACGACGUCUUUUGAGGAGGGCGAGGAGGAGUGUUAUGGGUUUGUGGGACAAAUGAGAGAUGCCAUAAAGACCGUCAACGGGGAGUACAUGAGGAAGAUUCUAGAAGGCACCGCGCAUGUGAAUUAUUUGAAGCAGCGAGCGGAGGAGUUUCUGAAAGGUGAAGUGGUGUCAUUUAGCUUCACCAGUCUCUGUAGGUUUCCAUUGUAUGAGACUGACUUCGGGUGGGGGAAGCCGAUAUGGGUCGGCUCUGCUAGCCUCACGUUCAAGAAUCUGGUUUGUUUCAUGGAUUCUGGGUCCGGUGGUGGGAUCGAAGCGUGGGUUAAUUUGAAGAAAGAAGACAUGGCUAAGUUCCAAGAGGAUGAGCAGUUACGCGCACUCACUUAUCCAGCCAGAGAUGCUAAAGUUUAGUGCUGGCUGGUCCACUCUGAUAAUGGAUGUUGUGCUUAGAUUUUACUUUUCUUGAAUUGAAUUAAUUGUUUUUUAGUUGGGAUUGAAUAAAUUUGUUUAUCAACAGAAGGAAAAAGUAAAAAUGUAACUUAAGAAAAGGGGUAGGAUCAAGUCAAAAAAGGCUAUGUAUUCUGUUUGUGUACUGCAUAUAAUUCCCCAAUUAAGCAUUUUAAGGGUCAUUUACCUA
Rosa chinensis is the source of this 1632-nucleotide messenger RNA. RefSeq names its product stemmadenine O-acetyltransferase. The coding region runs from base 114 to 1406 and encodes 430 amino acids. Lineage: Eukaryota; Viridiplantae; Streptophyta; Magnoliopsida; Rosales; Rosaceae. The record is from RefSeq and is a predicted model, not a curated record. The transcript has a single exon.